Messenger RNA from Striga asiatica, 3682 nucleotides. NCBI's taxonomy places the organism in Eukaryota, Viridiplantae, Streptophyta, Magnoliopsida, Lamiales, Orobanchaceae. The record is from the annotation of a GenBank genome assembly.
AUGUAUUACAAUGGAAUCUACCAUCUUUUCUAUCAAUACAACCCAAAAGGGGCUAUUUGGGGCAACAUUGUUUGGGCCCAUUCAGUCUCGAAAGACCUAAUCAACUGGCAAAGACUACCAAAUGCCAUAUACCCAUCAAAGCCCUUCGACAAAUUCGGUUGCUGGUCGGGCUCGGCCACGAUCCUCCCCGGUAACAAGCCCGUCAUUCUCUACACCGGAAUUGUCGACCCAACAAACACACAAGUCCAAAACUACGCAGUCCCAGCCAACUUAUCCGACCCAUACCUCCGAGAAUGGGCCAAGCCCAAUAACAACCCAUUAAUCAGCCCAGAUAAGAAUAAUCGAGGGAUUGCUUAUUUGUACAGAAGUAAGGAUUUUAAGCAUUGGGUGAAGGCCAAACAUCACCUACAUUCAACGCCGGGGACCGGGAAUUGGGAGUGUCCCGAUUUUUACCCGGUUUCGAUCAACGGUGAAAACGGGCUUGACACAUCGGUUAACGGGCCGCGAGUUAAGCAUGUGAUGAAAGUGAGUCUUGAUGUGACGAGAUAUGAGUAUUACACGUUGGGUAGUUACUCGACGAAGAACGAUAGGUAUGUUCCGGAUAAGGGCAUGAUUGAUGGGUGGAAGGGGUUGAGGUACGAUUAUGGCAAUUUUUAUGCCUCGAAAUCGUUUUACGACCCGAGCAAGAAAAGGAGGAUCUUGUGGGGUUGGGCUAACGAGUCCGAUUCGACUGCGGACGAUGUUAAAAAGGGUUGGGCUGGAAUUCAGCUUAUCCCACGUACAAUUGUGCUCGACCCCAACGGCAAACAAUUGCUGCAAUGGCCUAUUGAAGAAGUAGAAACUUUAAGAAGGAACAAAGUCGAGCUGACAAACCAGAGGCUCGGUAAGGGAAAGAAAAUCGAAAUCAAAGGAAUAACACCUGCACAGGCUGAUGUGGAAGUGACUUUCUCCUUCGACAGCUUGGACAAAGCUGAGCCGUUUGAUCCAAGCUGGGACAGGUAUGAUGCACAGAAGAUUUGCAGUCAAAGGGGUUCGACUGUCCAAGGUGGAUUAGGGCCAUUUGGGCUCUUAACAUUGGCUUCAAAGAAUCUGGAAGAGUACACUCCAGUUUUCUUCAGAGUUUUCAGGGAUCAGAACAAGUAUCUUGUUCUCAUGUGUUCCGAUGCAUCAAGGUCCACCUUAAGGGACGAAACUGGGAUAUACAAACCCUCGUUCGCAGGAUUCGUUGAUGCAGAGUUGAGCAGCAAGAAGCUUUCUUUAAGGAGUUUGAUCGAUAAUUCUGUUGUGGAGAGUUUUGGAGCUCGAGGGAAGACAUGUAUUUCAUCAAGGGUUUAUCCGACUCUAGCAAUAUACAACAAUGCACAUUUAUACGCAUUCAACAACGGCACUGAGACUGUGAAAAUCGACACUCUGCAAGCCUGGAGUAUGCAUAGACCUCAGAAUAUGAACCAAUAAAUAUACAUGCAUUUGCAGAUUUGAGCGAGAGAUAAAAUGAUGCACUAAUUUGCUUUUACAUUCUUCCUUUUUUAUUAGCAUGUAUUUCUGUAUUCUCUUGAAGUAACAAAUUCAAGUUUCAAACUUCUCCUGAUUCAAGUUUGUAUGUAAUAAUGCAUCUCUGUACACACACAAGAAGGAAAAGAAUUAAUUAAAAGAAUUACAACUAGAGACUGGGAAUUAAUUUUUUUUUACUUACCAGACACCAUUUUGAAAAAAUCACCAGUUAUCCCCACAAGAACAAGCCCCUUCCUUGAAAUGGUGAAACCGGUUCACAUCACGGACAAUCACAGCCCUCCCCGUGACCAAAGACACGAAUUUGAUAAACGUGUGGCAAUCCCCGCAAACCCUAAGAUUCUUCGUCAUCCUAAUCACACUCCCGUCCAGAGUUCGAAUCAAACCAAACGCAAUAGCCAACUUCUCACUGUGAUUACGCAAAAGAUCCAACUUCAACUCUUCAUCCACGUCAUGCAGCACGAAAUUCGAGUCCGGCACAUAUCCCUCCACCUCGAUUUUCCCGCUCAAAUUCUUUAAUUCCUCGUAAAUCUCUUUACACAUAGGGUGCGCGCAAUCCCCAACGCUAAAUCUAUGAAUCUCGUUAUCCACUUCAAUCCACGUCCACCUGGGCACUUUCUUGAUCUUUUUACAGGUCAUUAUUUCCCUAAUUUCAUCAAACAGUUGAGCCUUAUCGGGAGUUCAAGACUCGGUCCACACCCCGAUCAUCACGGUCCAGCUACCGAUGUCCCUCACAGGCAUUUCAUCAAACAGUUGAGCUGGAUCCAUAAUAGCCUUACCUUUCAUAUACAUGUCUAUGAGAACUAGAAUUAAACCCGUAUUUGCAAACAACACAGUGCAACACCCGACCCACUACCAAAUCCUCCAUUUUUCUACAGACCUUGAUCGCCACAGGAAGAGUGUAGCAAUCGGGUCGGUCCCCGGAUCUUAUAUAAUCCCUGAAAGUGGCGUAACAGUUUAUAUAGUCAUAAGAUUUCGCAUACCCAUUAAUCGUAGCACACCAUGAAAACGAAUUUUUCCGUUCAAUUUCAUUAAAAACUGCGGAGGCGCUUUCCAGAGCUUUGUUCAAUGCGUACGAGCGAAGGAAUUUGGUGGCCAAGACAAGAUAACGAAUUUCUCCAUUGACGAUCGCUUGGCAGUGCAGCUGACGCAAAUGGGAGAGACUUUUGCACCGAGCGAGUGAGGAGAGAGCUGAGGAGAGAGCGAGCUUCGGGUCCCCGUUUUUGGGCAAUUGUGAAAAUGCGGGUUCUUUGGCAAUGGUGGGAGCUUGAUUGACAAUGUCUGUGGAAUUUGUUCGUGGGCUGUGGAUUGGAGCAUUGAUAGAAAUCGUGAGCCGCCAUGAUUAUUUGAGAAUGCAAGAUUUUGUUGUUUGAGUUUAAGCAACAAAAUAGAUCUGUGAGAUUUUACAUGUACAACUACAAAAUAAAUCCAAUAAUAUUUCUCCUCUGUGAGAUUUUUUCUCCUCUGUGAGAUCCCUUUCUCCCUCGUGAGAUUUUCGUUCCAUUCUUUGGAUUAGUUUCGACCUCAGAUCUGACUUUUCUUCAUCUUCAUAUGUGUAUCUCUUCUUGUUUCUUUUUGUGUCGUUUCUCCGCCCAUUCAUCUCUUUAUACUAAUAGAUCUGGUUAACAGCUAUGUUCAAUUCUUACCUGUAUUUUGCAUUUGUGAGUGCGCGCGGUACCUUAAUUUGUUGAAUUCUCCUCUUUUUCCUAGGAUCUAGUAAGCAGUAAAUUGAUUGGUUUUGGGGGUGUCGGGCUAAGGCCUUUUUAGGGGUUUUUAGGGUUUAGUUUGGGGCUUCGAUGGAUCAAGCCCUAGCUGCACAUUUCCAGAAGUUCGCUCUAUCUGAUAAAGAGGAACAAGGUAUAGAACUCUCAGAGAUAGAAAUAGCUCCGGGACUUCAGGAAUGUGGCAACAGUUUAAUUGGGAAAUGUUUUGGCGAAAAGAAGAUCAACCUCAGUGGUUUAAAAGUGACUUUGAGUAGCAUCCGGCAGACACAUCGCCCUUUCUCAGUUCGAAGUGUUGGCCCAAACCUCUUUCAAUUCCUCUUUCAGUCAGAGGAAGACAAGGAGAGCAUAAAAAACGGUAAAAACUGGACAUUUGACGGCCAAUACCUGCUCUUGAAGGAAUGGAACCCAGAAGCUCUUGAAUUCUCUGAAGCGGAGGAGAAGAUAAAGAU